This is a messenger RNA of Kazachstania africana CBS 2517, 1284 nucleotides long. It is a transcript of the gene DUS1, whose product is annotated as tRNA dihydrouridine synthase. The coding region runs from base 1 to 1284 and encodes 427 amino acids. Gene Ontology annotation, biological process: tRNA processing. The record is from RefSeq and is a predicted model, not a curated record. Gene Ontology annotation, molecular function: flavin adenine dinucleotide binding; tRNA dihydrouridine synthase activity. The transcript has a single exon. Lineage: Eukaryota; Fungi; Ascomycota; Saccharomycetes; Saccharomycetales; Saccharomycetaceae.
AUGACCAUAAAGAUACUAAGCUCAAUAAUGACCAAGGGUAAAACGACAGGUAGAGAGUUAUUUGAGAGGAUCGGUUGUCCAUCCAGGAUCCUGGCGCCUAUGGUGGAUCAAUCCGAAUUAGCAUGGAGGAUUCUGUCGAGAAGAUACGGUGCUACGUUGUGUUAUACACCAAUGUUCCAUGCGAAGUUAUUUGCCACGUCUGAAAAAUAUAGGAGAGACAUGUGGUGUGAAUUGGACGGUAAUUCAGAUAUUGAUAGACCACUGAUUGUUCAGUUCUGUGCUAACGAUCCGGAAUACUUGUUGGCAGCUGCAAAAUUGGUACAGGAUAAAUGUGAUGCAGUAGAUUUGAACUUAGGAUGUCCUCAAGGUAUUGCAAAGAAGGGUCAUUACGGUUCUUUCUUGAUGGAAGAGUGGGAUUUGAUACAUAAAUUGAUUAGAACGCUGCAUGACAAUCUUGAUGUGCCUGUUACUGCCAAGAUACGUGUGUUUCCAGAACGUGAAAAGACGUUAGAGUAUGCUAAGAUGGUUUUAGAUGCAGGUGCGCAGUUUUUGACUGUUCAUGGUAGAUUAAGAGAGCAGAAGGGACAAAAGACAGGGUUGGCGAAUUGGAAUAUUAUAAAAUACCUAAGGGACAAUCUUCCCAGUGAAACAGUCUUUUUCGCUAAUGGUAAUAUUUUAUAUCCUGAAGAUAUUUCGAGAUGUAUGGGGACCAUUGAAUGUGAUGCUGUAAUGAGUGCAGAGGGGAAUUUGUAUAACCCCGGUCUCUUUAAUGUUGAUCACGUUGAAGAAAAGGAUAAGACUUUCCCACGUGUAGAUAAAAUAGUUAGAGAGUAUUUUGAGAUUGUUAAAGAGUGUAGAGAGUCGAAUGCUUCACGGUCAGCAAUGAAAUCUCACUUUUUCAAGAUACUGCGACCUUUCUUAGCUAAUCACACUGACAUUAGAUCUGAAUUGGCGUCGAUGAGUGCCAAAUCUUCGCUUGAAGAAUGGGAGGAGAAGAUUGUGGUGCCUGUUGAAAAGACGGUUGCUACGAUCUUUGCUCAGGACGAUAUUGAAGAGAAAGAUGUGAUUACUGUUGGUGGCCAAGAACUUUGGGGAGGCGCAUACAAGAGUAUUCCAUACUGGAGGUGCCAACCCUACUUCAGGCCUGUCGACGGUGUUACUGGUGAUAAAAGGGCAGUGGAAGCACUCAAAGCUAAUAUAGAGGACAAGGACGAUAUAAAGAAGAGAAAGGCAGAAACUGUCCUUGAGAAGACUGCGAACAAGGAUGGUAAAACAAAAUUGUGA